This is a messenger RNA of Nerophis lumbriciformis (worm pipefish), 1288 nucleotides long. Lineage: Eukaryota; Metazoa; Chordata; Actinopteri; Syngnathiformes; Syngnathidae. The record is from RefSeq and is a predicted model, not a curated record.
UCUAAGCCUCGCUACUAACUACACUUUAUUCAUCCUCCGUGUCAGGAUAAACUCCACUCGUCUCAGUCAACUUUGGACAUUAUUAGGCCCGCUUAGCUUGCUACUUGUUUUAGCGCGCUAGUUAGCUUAGCGUGCUAGUUAGCUUAUCGCGCUAGUUAGCUUAGCUUGUUAGCUGCUAACAAAGAGACGCGGAUUUGAUCAACACAUCGCUUAGUUAAGAUCAAGUGUGAGUGUAAAGUGUUGUGAUUGUGUGAAAAUGUGUGAAAGAACGAUAGCAGAGUACAAAGAAGAACUUUCUCGGACAAAAGAAGAGAACAAGAGACUACGUCAACUACUGGACGCUGUUUUCAAGAAACCUCAAGUUGUGUUACACAGAACAGACGUCUGUGAAAAAUAUCGUCCACCUGAGCAGCAGGAGGGGUCCUCCAGUAUGGAGCAGAAGAGGUCACAGCACCUCCACGUGAAAGAAGAGGAGCCACAGUCCCCCCACUUUAAGGAUGAAGAAAAACAGCGGCUGACCCCCCACUUCAUAGAGGAAGACAAGAGACACCUCAUCAGUGUGAAGAGUGAAGAUGAUGAGGUCAAAAUUGAAAGUGAGGAGAAGAGAGAGGCGGAGCCUCCAAGCAGCAGCUCAACUCAACACAUGACAACAGAAGCUGAUGGAGACCACUGUGGAGGAUCACAAGCAGACAAGAUCUUAGCUCCACUAUCAGAUAGUGAGGACACAACGUCACACUCUCCUGACACUGAUGAUGAACACUCUAAAGAUGAUGCAACAUGUCACACUGACAACACUCACUUCACAUGUUUUCACUGUGACAAAACUUUAAUAUAUCCUAGUAAAUUGAAAAGACACAUGAGAACACACACUGGAGAAAAACCAUUUUCAUGUGCAGAAUGUGGUAAAAGUUUUUUCAGAAAUCAAAGUUUAAAAGCACACAUGAGAACACACACUGGAGAAAAACCAUUUUCAUGGUCAGAAUGUGGUAAACGUUUUUCCAAAAAUCAAAGUUUAAAAGUACACAUGAGAACACACACUGGAGAAAAACCUUUUUCAUGUUCAAUCUGCGGUAAAGAUAUUACUCGAGGGGACAAUUUCAAAACACAUGAAAAUACACACUGGAGAAAAACCUUUUUCCUGCUCAGAAUGUGGUAAAAGUUUUAUAAUAAAUAAACAUUUCAAAAGACACAUGAGAACACACACUGGAGAAAAAACAUUUUCAUGUUCAGAAUGUGGUAAAAGUUUUUUCAGAAAUCAAAGUUUAAAAGCACACAUGAGAACACACAC